UGGAAUGAGGCCAGGUUUGCAUAUAAAAACAGUGUCACCAGUUAGACAUUUACUGUUCAUUUCUUUUUUUACUCUGAUCACAAACAGAUUUCGGACAAAUUGAGGUCAGGUAUUUUUGAUGAACGAUUGCAAUAAUUUCUGAAUAAUUGAUUAGAGCCACCCAACAUCAGUUAUGUUUCGUGGAACACUCAGUUUCUUCAUUACCUACCUGCUAUUUUCAAGCACACUUGCAGCCACAGAUCUUCCUUCAGAUGAAGAUGACAGCUGCGGAUUAAUGGAAGCGCUCCCUUACAUUGCUAUUGGUGGAGGAGCAAUUGCACUAGGAGGUCCUGCAGCUCUUGGAGCUCUUGGGUUUACCACAAAGGGGAUAGCAGCAAAAUCUAUUGCGGCUUUAAUGAUGAAAGUCGCUGCGUCUCUGAAUGGUGGAGGGGUGGUGGCAGGAGGUUUGGUGGCAACUCUUCAAAGUCUUGGGGCAAAAGCUGGAGCAGCUUCCUUGGGUUGGCUUGGAGCUCAGGGUGGAUAUUAUUACCAUAAACACUUUGUGUGUGGAAAAAAUAAAAAGUCAACUUCAACAGAUUCACAUUAAAGAGCACUCAAAGUGGCAUAAAACACAGGAGCAGAAAUAAGGCCAUCGAGUCUGAUCCAUCAUUCAAUCAUGGCUGAUAAGUUUCUCAACCCCAUUCUCCCGCCUUCUCCUCGUAUCCUUUGAUCCCUUACCAAUCAAGAACCUAUCUUCCUCGGUCUUAAAUACACUCAAUGGCCUGGCCUCUACAGCCUUCUGAGGCAAUGAAUUCCAUAGAUUCACCACUCUCUGGCUAAAGAAGUUUCUCCUCAUCACUGUUCUAAAAGGUCUUCCUUUUACUCUGAGGCUGUGCCCACGGGUCCUAGUCUCUCCUACUAACAGAAACACCUUCCCCACGUCCACUCUAUCCAGGCCUUUCAGUAUUCUGUAAGUUUCAGCCAGAUCCCCCCUCAUCCUUCUAAACUCCAUCGCGUAUAGACCCAGAGUCCUCAAACGUUCCUCAUAUGUUAAGCCUUUCAUCUCUGGGAUCAUUCUCGUGAAGCUCCUCUGGAUCCUCUCCAGGGCCAGCACAUCCAUCCUGAGAUAUGGGGCCCAUUGCAUUAGAUGUGCAUGAUUUUAUUAUAAAUAAAAUAAAAUAAACUGUAGAUUUCAAACGGUUUAUAAAGCAAAGAAAGUAAGGGUAUAAUUAAUUGUGUGUAUAUGGCCUUCUUCUGAUCAAUGGUUCUCUGGUUUUAUUCUACAUCAUAUUCACUCACCAAGAGAUUACAUUGAAAUGUUAGCAGCCAUUUCCUGGUGCGUAAUUUUUUGCUUUUGUUAACUAUUGUAGGAUUACAUUGCUGGUGAGCUGUUUUCCUUUUUUGCUGUUUUAACUUGGUGAGCCGAACAGAGCUAACGUAAUUUAUGUAUAGUGCUGUCUGCAGGCUUCAGCCCAAGAAUAAAUAAUUGAACCUGAGUAAAGAAUAAAAUGAUCAAGUUAAUGAAAA
Molecule: messenger RNA, 1506 nt
Organism: Carcharodon carcharias (great white shark)
Lineage: Eukaryota; Metazoa; Chordata; Chondrichthyes; Lamniformes; Lamnidae
Product: interferon alpha-inducible protein 27-like protein 2A
Exons: 5
Coding region: 173-586 (137 amino acids)
Biological process (GO): apoptotic signaling pathway
Cellular component (GO): membrane; mitochondrion
Source: RefSeq, a predicted model, not a curated record